This is a messenger RNA of Meyerozyma guilliermondii ATCC 6260, 633 nucleotides long. RefSeq lists its product as uncharacterized. The record is from RefSeq and is a predicted model, not a curated record. The coding region runs from base 1 to 633 and encodes 210 amino acids. Lineage: Eukaryota; Fungi; Ascomycota; Pichiomycetes; Serinales; Debaryomycetaceae. The transcript has a single exon.
AUGAAGUUCCAAUUGAGGAAGGGCAACGCUAGUAGUGGGAAAAAGGGCGAGGGAGAAGCUCAAGUUGUGGCGAGCAGUGGAGGCUCUGCAAAGCAGGCUCUUUUUAACGAGAGCGGGUCGGAAAGUGAAGACGAAUUUACAGCCAAGAUCGAGAGAAAGCGACAAAAAGUAGAAGAAAAGGUGGCACAGGAAAGCCACGAUUGGGACUUGGUUUCAAAAAGAGAAACUACAAAAGAAUCUGGGCUUGAGAAAGCUCAAAAGUCUCAGGGAUCGAAGUAUAUGGAAGGUAUUCUCAAUGCGAAGAAACAACGAGAGAAGGACGAAGCUGAAAAUCGCCAGAAAUUGCUUGAAAAACAAAUUAGUCGUAAUUCUGACAUGGUGGUGUUUGAGAGUAUCAAGUACAGAGAACAGAUGCUUGGUGGUACUGCGCAGGUUAAACACAGAGAAAGUACCGAUACUUAUGGCUCUCAGUCGCACAGCAAUGAGAAUUUACCAGUUACCGAGCCCGAUUCACAAGAUGUCCUGCUGCUGUUACUUGAGCAUAUCAAAGAAAUGAUCAAGUCCAAGGUUUCCCCUGAAGAAUUAGUGGCUUACAAAGAACGAUACUUUCAACGAAUUGGGCAAAAAACUUGA